AUGCACGCUUUACGUGAUCAAGCUACACGCAAUGCCGAGGUCUACUAUAGACUGCGGCUCGAGGACAGGAAAGACGAGGCGCGCGCGCUUGCGGCGUGGCAGACACAGAAGAACAGUCUGUCAUCCGACCACGCACGGCGCUGCGUCCGCGGUCUGCUGAAGAAUACCCUUUUGAAGGAGGCCCUCGACCCUCUCCUCGAUAUACCCGGUAUGCGGUCGGGGCUACUCAUCAGUACCAGCGAUGGAACGCUUAAUGCAGCUGCGGGGGCGACUAGGUGA
Messenger RNA from Emericellopsis cladophorae, 279 nucleotides. RefSeq lists its product as uncharacterized. The coding region runs from base 1 to 279 and encodes 92 amino acids. The record is from RefSeq and is a predicted model, not a curated record. The transcript has a single exon. Lineage: Eukaryota; Fungi; Ascomycota; Sordariomycetes; Hypocreales; Bionectriaceae.